This is a messenger RNA of Cylindrotheca closterium, 2622 nucleotides long. The record is from the annotation of a GenBank genome assembly. NCBI's taxonomy places the organism in Eukaryota, Bacillariophyta, Bacillariophyceae, Bacillariales, Bacillariaceae.
AUGAGUGCCGAGUUUGACAAUGCCCUAAACAGUCUCAUGGGUGGUUUGAGUCGCCCCAAGAAGGAUGAAGACAUUAAAGCUCUGGAAUCCUUUAUGGAUUCGGUGGUAGAGCUUUGUGGUGAUGACGAAUCCAAAUGGAAGUCUCUGGUGCUUGCCUUGACGUACAAGCGGUACCAUCUCAAGGCACCCGAGGCCAAGAUAUCCUUGAAGGAAGCGCUUGCUGACAAAAAGUCGGACACCAAGACUACUGUGGGAAACGGAGAACGACGAAUUUUCUACGUUGCCAUUACCCACUUAUUCCAGAAGCUACUGAACGACGCGGAAGCAAAUGAUCUAGUUUCUUGGGCAAUUGAUUGUUUGAUUCAAAUUGCUCCCCUCGCAGGAGGGAGCCGCGAUGUAUGUUCGUUAAUUGAAGCAUUUGUUGGAGCUGUUAUGCACAGUAAUGAAUCGUUUUUGGUGAAAAGGCAGCAAUGCAUUGAUUUAUUCGGAAAAGAGUCCUUGUCACUAUUGGUGCCGUCCGGAGUAAAGCUUUGCAUGGACGGAAUCCAGAAUGACAAAGCACAGGUAGCCCUCAAUAAUCUACUACAAGUUGCAGCCGAUACAUUGGACGAAGACAAGAGUAUCCUACUACAAGCUCGAGCCAAAGGUGAUGGUGAUAAAGACGAGAAAGAUACCACAUUGCCAAGUACGCUGCAUAUGUUUGUGCCGCAUCGUGACAGAGGCAAACCAAGAAAUAAGAAGACAGCUACCAACGCCAAAACAAUCCCUAAUCGACAACUACACAACACUGUGGCUGAACUUUUGAUAUGGUCUCGGACAUCCCUCAUGUCAUCAAACAAGGCGUUUGCUGGUAGUUAUAAUUGUCUCUUGGAGUCGUCAUCAGAAAGCAUCUCUAAUGAUAUCAAGGUAAGGGCGAAGAGAGCCUUACAAUGCUUGCAUACCAUAAUCCGAAAGGAGAGAAAACAGUUCAACGAUUUUGCCCGCAAAGAGGGUUUCAUGCUUAGUGACUUGUUCCCACAGGAUCACGGAGCCCUCAAGUACCAGCAAAUUGUCAGAGGAAAGGACGGUGAUAUCAACAAAUUGACCAAGCUGGCCACCAAAGGUGGCGCCACGAAUGUCCUAACGAUGAUCACUACCAGGUUUGCAUCGAAUCCCUCCAAGAUUACUCAUUUUGAGUCUGUGCAGUCCCUUGUACAAGAUUGGUCCAAUGCUACUAAAUUAUGUGAUGAUGAGCAGGUAGCAAAGAAGCUAAAGGAAAUUCAGCUUGCUCGAUUGAAGGCAACCAUUCGGCAGCUUCGUCAAGCCUACAAGCGAAGUGAACGUGAGAUUGUCUUGGCAUCUUUGGACAGCACGGUCGAAAGCCAUGCCGCUGCAUUGCUAAUAGCUGCGGCACUGGGAAAGUGGGAAAUCGAUAGCGACAGUGAUGUCCCGAUGCCAGAUACUAGCGCACCUGUGGUUCCUGUGGGAUGUAAUCUUCAUUUGCCAGGUGGGGUUGUCCAUACUGUGGACUGCUUUCAAGAAGUGUGUGACCUAUUAAUGUCGAUCGUCAGUUCAGACCCUUUGACAUUCCCCUCCAUGACAGAUGACGAUGGCAGUGCGACCAUUAAAGCUGUAGUGAACAUGGUGGAGAGGUACCUAAAAGAGAACCAAACUCUUCUUGCCGUCUCCUCAAACGACCUGAAGCUCCCUCCCGAAACCAUCGAGACUAUUGUGAAGCGUAACUGCUCCAUCCACAGGCACGAUGUGGAUGACCUUCAAGAAAGGCUCAACCGCGAAGGGGCCAAGAAUGGUGACAUUACAAUAUCUCUGUCUUGGGACACACAUGACGAUCUCGAUCUACAUGUCUUCGUUCCCUGUGGAGAAGAGGUCUCCUACGCAAACCGGGUUUGUGACAAGGGAAAGGCCAACCUUGAUGUUGAUAUGAACGCCAGUGGGCCAUAUUCCAAUGCUCCAGUCGAGAAUGUCUUCGUUGGGGAUCUAGACAAGCACGAAGAGGCUCCGCAUGGAAAAUAUAGAGUAGUUGUUCAAAACUACAGCUAUCACGCUAAAGGUGCCAAAAAUACCACGGAAAUCCCCUGGCAGGUAGUCGUUGACAAGAAUGGAGUAAAGGAGAAGUUCACGGGGAACUGUGUUGGCACCAGUAAAGAAUCGGAUGUGAUCGCUUGUGAAUUUGAGUACACUGGCAGGACUGUUCCUUACGAAGAGAAAGAACAGCCAGCUGAACUGGCUGCCAGGACUGUGAAUAUCACUACAUCGGUUGGGCGGACACUAGAGGCCUUAACUCAAGCCAUAAAGGCCGUUGGGCAGCAGGAGCAUAUGGACCAGGUCCGACAGCUCGUAAUUGAGGAUGAACACGGAGAACAAACAGUGGAACGGCUAGCUUUGAGUGCUACUUAUGAAGUUACCAACCGUGAUCGCAACAACAUGCUGAUAUUCCACCUACCAGCUCGUUUUCAGGCGAUCGUCAACAAGGUAUUUGGAGGAGGGGACCUGUCGGAUAAUUGCGCCGAAAGUAUUGCCAAACGCAUGGUCGAGGACAAGAUCCCAAUCUCGGAGCUCAAACGGGCAGGAUACCCUGAUGAUAUCGUAGAGUCAGUUCGUGAAAAGAUGAAGGUGGUGUAG